UUAAGUUAAGAAAAAACAGCCAGUGCAUGUGUGCCGCCCCCUUGAGGAUCGAACUCCAUUGCCACAUCGUAUGGCCGCAGAGAGGAGGGCGGGCGCCGAGCUACUGGGCCUGCAAUCGCCUCCCCGAGAUGACAAGGAGCUGUUCCCGGCGACUCCAGACAAUGUCCAUCGCCGUGGAGCGAGUGAACUAAGCUACAAUGAGUUCUACUGGAAAUACAUGCACCAGAAUUGGCCCGUCGUCAUUACGGAUGUGUCCACCAACUGGGAAUGUCAGCAAUGGACCAGCAACAGCUACGGGGACGACAAUGCCAAUGCAAAUGGGAUUACGAACAGUGCCUUGGCCGGCGCUCACAUCAAUUUUGACUACCUCAGAAGACGUAUUGGCGACUGUCCAGUGCCGGUGGCCGACUGCAACGCCACCUACUUCAACAGCCAUGCCAAAGUAGAGCUGAAUUUUCACGAUUACCUGAACCGCUGGCAGAGCCGCAUCGAGAACGAAGCGGAGGAAGUAAAUAGCAAUGUGGCAGGGAAGACGACGGAUAAUCUCUACCUCAAGGAUUGGCAUCUGGCUGCCCAAAUGCCCGGCUAUGAUUUCUACAAGGUGCCUAAGUACUUUGCCUCCGACUGGCUGAACGAGCAGUUGCUCGAACAGAAGCGAGACGAUUAUCGUUUCGUUUACAUGGGACCCAAGGACUCUUGGACCUCCUAUCAUUCGGAUGUCUUUGGUUCGUUCAGCUGGUCCACCAACAUUGUUGGUCACAAGAAGUGGUUGAUUAUGCCGCCCGGCCAAGAACUCAAGCUAAGCGACCGCCUUGGAAAUCUUCCCUUCAGAAUUAACGAACAGUUGCUGGAAGAGCAUAAGGUGCACUACUUUACCAUCAAUCAGACAGCCAAUGAGGCCGUCUUUGUUCCCAGCGGCUGGUACCACAAUCACAACUGGUUCAAUGCCUGCAAUAUACUGAUGGUCUGGCGUAACCUCCUGAACAACCUGAAGGCCGUACGGAAGGAGAUCUCCGAUUGCCAGCAAAUGGAUAACUUUGAGGCCCACUGCCAGACCAUGCUGCGGGCCAGCUUCGGCAUCAACUACCUCGAUUUUAUAGAACUUCUAGAGUUUAUAUCCGCACGUCGAUUGGCCGCACUCGUAGACAAUUCAACGACCACCAAAUUUUUACUUUUUGAUACCUAUAAAAUGAGCGAUUACCAUGUGCAAUACGAUCUCGAGUGCUUGCGAAAGCUGCUGACUCUGAUGCUGGAGGAUUCCAGUGUGCAGCAGAGUCCUGCUCAAAUGGAACGCUGUCAGCGUUUACUCAGCCAAUUGGCGGCAUAGAAGUCGUGUCUAGUCAGAUAGAAUAUAAAGCCGCUUGGCUUUGAGUAUUUUUUUAUACCAAAGUUGUAUGCGUAUACAAGAUAGUUGUAAUAUUUUACUAUUCAUGUAUGUAAUAUGUGUAAUAUUUUAUUAUAAAUCUAUAGUAAUCAAGUGUAA
Drosophila persimilis is the source of this 1483-nucleotide messenger RNA. RefSeq names its product jmjC domain-containing protein 4 homolog (gene JMJD4). The record is from RefSeq and is a predicted model, not a curated record. Lineage: Eukaryota; Metazoa; Arthropoda; Insecta; Diptera; Drosophilidae. Gene Ontology annotation, molecular function: sequence-specific DNA binding; histone H4R3 demethylase activity. Gene Ontology annotation, biological process: positive regulation of translational termination; protein hydroxylation; negative regulation of gene expression. Gene Ontology annotation, cellular component: nucleus; cytoplasm.